Messenger RNA from Talaromyces stipitatus ATCC 10500, 2157 nucleotides. RefSeq names its product protease S8 tripeptidyl peptidase I, putative. Gene Ontology annotation, molecular function: serine-type endopeptidase activity; tripeptidyl-peptidase activity. Gene Ontology annotation, biological process: proteolysis. The record is from RefSeq and is a predicted model, not a curated record. Lineage: Eukaryota; Fungi; Ascomycota; Eurotiomycetes; Eurotiales; Trichocomaceae. The transcript is spliced from 5 exons. Bases 1 to 1896 code for a protein of 631 amino acids.
AUGAAACUCUUAGAUUUUGCAACCUUCGCUCUUGCGAUUGGGGUUUCCCUUGCAAGCCCAACUUCGCAUGGCCAUGUUCGUCAUGAGAAGCGAAUUGAUAUGCCGCAAUGGCUAAAACGAUCGAGAGUAUCGCCGGAUAUGACGCUGCCUGUGCGAGUUGCCAUAGCUCAGAAAGAUGUCCAUGUGGGUCAUGACCUUUUGAUGGAAAUAUCUUCCCCCAAGUCCGAAAAUUAUGGAAAGUAUUUGAGCGCGAAAGAGGUUGGCGACAUGUUCAGGCCUUCUAGCAAAUCUAUUUCUUAUGUUCGGGAAUGGCUCCACAACUCCGGCAUUGACCUGGAUAGACAUUCUGUAUCUGCUGGUCACAGCUGGCUCAAGUUUAAUGCUACUGUCCAGGAGUUGGAGUCUCUACUGCUUACGGAGUACCAUGUCUACCAGCAUCAUGAGACUAGGGAAGAGCACAUCGGGUGCAAUGAGUAUCACGUUCCGCAUGCAGUUCAGCAACACAUCGACUUUAUCACACCAGCUGUUUCUACAGUUAGAGUAUCGAGGAAGAGCGAGAACAGAAUAAUGAGACGCGCUACUCCUUCUGCAACUCAGAACGGAACUGAUAAGCUACCUUGGGCUGGGGCGGCAUGUCAUGAGGCUGUUAAGCCUGAAUGUAUCAGAUCCUUGUAUGACAUUCCCAUCAGCAACUCUAGCAUAUCUGGUAACGAGUUCGGUCUGUUCGAGGACGGCGACUACUACGACCAAGAGGAUCUUGAUCUGACUUUCGCGGCCAUUGCGCCUUAUAUCAAAAACGGAACGCAUCCAAUUCUUGAGGGAGUUGAUGGUGGCACUGCUCCCUUACCCAGCGAAGGAGGUGUUGAGUCAAAUCUUGACAUGGCAGUUAUCUUUCCACUGAUUCACCCUCAAGAUGUUAUCUUGUUUCAAGUCGAUGAUCUCAAAGCGAUCGAGACCUAUCAAGGCUUUGCAAACACAUUCCUCGACGCCAUCGACGCGGUAAGUUUUGUCAACUACCCUGAUACUGGGCCAAACCCUCCUAAUGAGACAUGGGUUGCACCAGGCACCUGGGAUAAGCCAGAGAUGUGUGGAGCCUACAAGCCGACGAAUGUCAUCUCUAUAUCAUAUGGGAUUGCAGAAGGGGCAUAUUCUUACUUUUAUAUUAAUAGACAAUGCCAAGAGUACAUGAAGCUCGGUCUCCAAGGCGUUUCGAUCAUUUACGCUUCCCAAGACAGUGGUGUGGCGUCUGGUGGUUGUAUACAUCCGGAUAAUGUUAACAAGACGACGCUUGCAGCUAAUCCUGGUGCUUUCUCGCCUGGAUGGCCUGCUGCUUGCCCCUAUGUAACGUCUGUUGGUGCGACGAAGAUCAACCCUGGAGAGAGUCUCUCCGAGAGUGCUGCCUCAAUACCCGGAGGCGACUUUUAUUCCGGCGGAGGGUUCAGUAACCACUGGCCUGCUCCAGAUUAUCAAAAAGCGACCUUAGAUUCGUACUUCACCAACACUCCUCCUCCCUAUGACAACUUGACGAUUUACGGUACACCAUACUACAAUAGAACCGGUCGAGGAUAUCCCGAUGUCUCUGCUGUCGGCGUGAAUAUACCAGUCUACGAGGCCGGAAAACCCGUCUUGGAAUAUGGCACCAGUGCUUCAGCUCCUAUUUUUGCUAGCAUCAUCAACUUGAUCAACGAGCACCGGAUAGCCGCUGGCAAGGGCCCGGUUGGAUUCUUGAACCCAGUUUUGUACCAACAUCCUGAAGCUUUUACGGACAUAUUAACGGGAAAUAAUCCUGGAUGCGGUACUCAGGGCUUCAGCGCAGUUAAAGGCUGGGACCCAGUCACUGGGCUUGGAACACCGAACUUCCUGAAGCUUCUAGAUGUUUUCAUGGCAUUGCCAUAAUUCUAGAAUUUAGGGGGUACUGCUUCCCUCAGGGCCGAUUCAGAAUCAAAGAGCGGACGGAUGAAGGAAUAGAAGGGGAUAUUAGGUAUCUUACAUAAUAUGUUCUCACUGUGACCCUAUUUUGUUAUCGAGUACUUUGUUGGGCUGACGGUAUCGCUCCUGUACCAAUGUCACGGGCUAGACCCGGGCUCAAUGUAGAAGUAGUUUAGAUAGUCAGAAAAGGAGAAUAGGAACAUCGUACAACGACAGAGAACUUUAUCG